AUGUCGCUAAAAGAACACGCCGUUCUUUCGGACAUAACGAACACGAGCAAUAGAUCACCUUUAACAACACAAUCAGAUACAACACAUUUUGAACCGUUAGAUAAUUCUAUGUCAACGUUGUUUAAUGAGAAUAUGUUUGUUUAUGCAUUGUGCCACGUAAAUAAAUUCAAUAAUGAACCGUCAAAAUAUACCUUGUUAUCUGGAUUUAUAUUUUUAUAUUUAACGCAUCAACAACGACCUCCCUCAAUAUUUUUUUAUGGAAACCCAAUCGAUAUGCCAGCCACAGCUUCGUCGGCUCCAUUAACCAUUCUAAGUCUGACGAAAAGUGAAUUUAUUGAGAGUGGUUAUCAAAAGAAAGCUGUUGUUGUUGUGGAUGAAAAUAUUUAUGCUUCGUUGUUGAAAGAAAAAGAGCGAGAUUGCUUAAGCAAUUCACCACAACAGUUUAAAGAUAUACUGUUAUGGCCUGGCGAUUGUCAUUUUGUAAAACAUUUAUUUAUAAUAAUUGGAGAGUUCAUCAGUGGAUCAGGUAUGCACAAACUUAAAAACGCGUUGUAAAAGAUUGCGUGCAAACCCACCCACCAAAACGUUCUUUUGUUCAUGGAGGUUUAGAAUAUAUUUUCCAAGUGCUACAUGAUUUAUCUGUUGUAAAUGGUAUUCUGGGAGCAUACAAUGUCGGUAGAACAUUUCGUGCAUAUACAGUAAAGUGCAAAAGUCUUUGCCCCACGCAUAUGCAAACUUUCUUUAAGCGUAUCUCUGGAAUUUCUGGAGAGAUUUUUCGAGAACUUUCUAGAAGGUGAGGAAAGACCUAUAUAUAUAGCUGUGAAUACCACAAAUCGACAUAAACAUUCUUCAGUUGAGAAAAAAUGCCUCGACAACGAAAUCCUACUUCGCUGAAAACGAAGCGAUCAACUAUUUUACACUU
Didymodactylos carnosus is the source of this 922-nucleotide messenger RNA. NCBI's taxonomy places the organism in Eukaryota, Metazoa, Rotifera, Eurotatoria, Philodinida, Philodinidae. The record is from the annotation of a GenBank genome assembly.